AUGUCACUGAAGCCAUUUACCUACCCAUGGCCUGAAACGAGGUUUCUGCAUGCAGGCAGGCUGGUGUACAAGUUCAAAAUCCGCUAUGGCAACUUCCCCAGCACUCCUGAGCUUGACAACCUUGACAGUGCUGCCAAGGAGCUGGAGGAAGCAAUUCGAGUGGUCCUUGGAAACCUCCAUGAUUUGCAUCCAUUUUCUACAGACCACUUCACUGUCUUCCCCUAUCUUAGGAAGUGGGAGAGAGUGUCCAAGAUGAGGUUUCAACAUGGGAGUGUGCAUCUGGUGCCAUAUCCAUACAUCUGCACCAUGUACCUGGAGCUGAACUCCUUCCAGCAGAAGCUCUCUGCUGGUAAGUCUCUUGCCAAGUUUGUGAUUGUUUUGAAUGUCAAGAGGAGAAGUGAACUGUUGGAAAGUCCUGCAGUGGGAGUGGUGGUGAAGAGGAGAAGAGUUGAAGUUGGAGCAGAGGCCUCAUACCCACAGCUGGGUCUGGACAGAGGUGGAGCUGAGGGUGUUCACCACAUGAGCACAGCAAAGCAUGGAUUCAAAGUGAGUGCCUCCAGAGAAGAGAAGUCUGGCUUGAAGCCAACACCCCCUGUUGUGGGCUGCACCCAAGGGAGGAGCUGGGGACCUGCAGAGUCUAACCUUGACCAAAGAGCAGCAGCUGGCCAGGCUGAGGGUGCAAGGCAGCUGCCCCAGCAAAGGGACCAAAUGGUGAACAAAGGGAAGCUGGAGUCAGCAGGGGGAGGUCUCUCCAAGUUCUGGAGAAGGAUCUUUUCACCACUGCAGCAGCUUUUUGCUGGCAAGAACUGA
Indicator indicator is the source of this 810-nucleotide messenger RNA. RefSeq names its product membrane anchored junction protein (gene MAJIN). Bases 1 to 810 code for a protein of 269 amino acids. Gene Ontology annotation, molecular function: DNA binding. The record is from RefSeq and is a predicted model, not a curated record. Gene Ontology annotation, biological process: homologous chromosome pairing at meiosis; meiotic attachment of telomere to nuclear envelope. Lineage: Eukaryota; Metazoa; Chordata; Aves; Piciformes; Indicatoridae. The transcript has 9 exons. Gene Ontology annotation, cellular component: nuclear inner membrane.